AGGGAUCAGAAGCUGCAGAAGUUAUGUAUGGUGAUGGGAAUUGAGAAUGUCAGUAAUCCGGAUGAGACAUAUGAGUUGACUACUGAUAAUGUUAAGAAGAUCUUGGCAAUCCACAUGCGAUUUAGGUGUGGCAUCCCUGUGAUUGUGAUGGGUGAAACAGGCUGUGGCAAGACACGUCUCAUUCGUUUCAUGUGUCAGUUGCAUUCUAAUGGACUGGUGGUAGAUCAACCUGUGAACAACAUGAUUCUUAUGAAGGUCCAUGGAGGUACCUCUUCUGAGUAUAUUGUUGGCCGUGUACUCAAAGCUGUAGAACUUGCACAGGAAAACAAAACAAAGUAUAAAAUUGAUACAGUUUUGUUUUUUGAUGAAGCAAACACAACGGAGGCAAUUGGAAUUAUCAAGGAAAUUAUGUGUGAUGGACGCAUGAACGGUCGGCAGAUUGACUUCAAUGGAAGUGGUCUAAAGAUAGUUGCAGCCUGCAACCCUUAUAAAAGACAUACAAAGGAAAUGAUCAAACGACUAGAAGAAGCAGGUCUCGGUUACCACAUCAAAGCCAGUCAAACAACAGACAGACUAGGUUGUAUUCCAUUACGUCAACUGGUGUACCGGGUCCAGGCUUUGCCCCCAAGUAUGCUACCUCUUGUAUGGGACUUUGGACAACUGAACAGCACAGUGGAGAUUAUGUACAUUCGUCAAAUCGUUCAACGUUAUUUUGAAAUGGGUACUGAUGAGCAGUUAAUCAAAGUUUUGAGUAAUAUUUUAUCUACUGCUCAAGCAUUUAUGAGGAAACAGAAGAAUGAAUGCAGCUUUGUAAGCUUACGAGAUGUUGAGAGAACUCUAAGUGUUAUGGUCUGGUUCUUCAACAAACGAGAAAUGUUACGAAGUUUGAUUAACGAAAGGAGUAAGAAAGGUUUCAUGAAUGUUGAGAAAAGUGUAGAGGAGGAAAGUGUAGUGGAGGAAAAUGUAGAGGAGGAAUUUUAUAGUGAAGAAAACGAUGAUCCAGAUGAAAUUGUCAAUGUGGCAAUGGAUAAGGAAAUUAGUGAUUGUACUUGGGCAAUUGUUCUUGCACUUGGUGUUUGCUACCAUGCACGCCUAGAUGAGAAAAGGGAAGAAUUUAGAAAUGCUGUAUCAGAAAGCUUUAAUGCCCCACUGAAUUUAUACGGAGGAAGUGGAAGGAUUUUCAGAGAAAUAAACAGUUGCCAAGAUAUCUUUUUAGAUGCAGUUAAAUUGGGACCAAAUAUUGCACGCAACAUGGCUCUUAAAGAGAACAUUUUCAUGAUGAUUAUCUGCAUUGAGCUACGGAUUCCAUUGUUUUUGGUCGGCAAGCCUGGAAGCUCAAAGUCUUUAGCCAGGACGAUUGUGAAUAAUGCCAUGCAAGGUGAUUCUGCAGCAUCUACACUCUUUAAAGAACUCAAGCAGGUGCACAUGAUUUCCUACCAGUGCAGUCCAUUGUCAACACCAGAUGGAAUUGUGGGAACUUUCCGUCAAUGCAGCAGAUUCCAAGAAGGGAAAGACUUGAAGAAGUUUGUGUCAGUUGUGAUUCUGGAUGAAGUCGGUCUUGCAGAAGACUCACCAAAAAUGCCGCUUAAGUGUAAUAUUUUCACAAACAUUGCUGCCAUUCAUGUGUUGAUGUACUAUGGCGAAGUGCACAUUUAUAGCUUUGAUUCUGUGCUCAUUUGCGUGAUAAAAUCCUUUCGCCGAGCUCUGAUUGCCUGCGCAUUAAGAAGAAACUCCAAAAUUAGCCGAAGCGAACUACUACAAGUGAAGAAGUGA
Messenger RNA from Anneissia japonica, 1773 nucleotides. Its product is annotated as E3 ubiquitin-protein ligase rnf213-alpha-like. The record is from RefSeq and is a predicted model, not a curated record. NCBI's taxonomy places the organism in Eukaryota, Metazoa, Echinodermata, Crinoidea, Comatulida, Comatulidae. Bases 28 to 1773 code for a protein of 581 amino acids. The transcript has 11 exons. Gene Ontology annotation, molecular function: ATP hydrolysis activity; ubiquitin-protein transferase activity.